Messenger RNA from Durio zibethinus, 1926 nucleotides. NCBI's taxonomy places the organism in Eukaryota, Viridiplantae, Streptophyta, Magnoliopsida, Malvales, Malvaceae. The record is from RefSeq and is a predicted model, not a curated record.
UUUCUUUUCCUUUUUUUUUUUCCUUCUUUAAAUGGGGUAAUGGACUCCUCUUCUUUGACAUGGAAAUGGGAACUGAUUAUUUCCAACUCAAUUGCAAAUUUCUUUUGGGUAAAGCCAAAAUGAGAAUGUAAAAACAUUUUUUAAACAAGUUAUCAAUAAAAAUUAUCGUAAAUAUCAUUCGCUUGACUACCCGACUGUAAACAGUUUCGGACAUAGACAGAGCAACUGCGAUUCGUGGUUUCUGCCAUCCUUGAUUUUUCUUCCUUUUGGUUGUUUGUUCCAAAGUUUAAGAUUUUUGGUUCUUGGGUCUCGCUUUCUUCUCAAUUUUUAUGCGUCUUCAGAUGAACUUGCUUUUCUCCAAGGUUCUUCUGGGUUGUUACACAAAUGGGUUUUGCAAUCUCAUUUCUGGUUUUGCAUCGUCACAACUCUUAAGAGGCUUCAGUGAGACUUCAAAGAAUGGAUUUUCUGCAAUGUCGGCUGAUAAUUUAAGGAGCCUAGCUAAGAGUGAUUCCCUGAGGAAUUACCAUGUUGUAGUGGCUGCAACUCGUGAAAUGGGGAUUGGAAAAGAUGGCAAGUUACCAUGGAGUUUACCUUCUGAUCUCAAAUUCUUCAAGGAACUUACAAAGACAACAUCAGAUCCUGAGAAGAAGAACGCUAUAGUAAUGGGUAGAAAAACCUGGGCGAGUCUUCCACUUGAGUGUAGACCUUUACCUGGUCGCCUAAAUGUUGUCCUGACUCGUUCCGUGUGUUCUGAUAUUACUACUGGAGAAAAUGUUAUAACAUGUAGGUCCAUUCCAUCAGCUUUGCAAUUAUUAGCAGCGUUUCCUUAUCGUUUUUCAGUAGAGAAGGUGUUUCAUUGGAAGUUGCCAGAUAUUUAGGUAAAUUUUAGUUAAAGUUGUUGAAUUUUGUUGCAUAUUGUUGGAAGAGAUAUAUUUGAUGUUUUAUAAUGCAGGGAAACAACUAAUGCUCCAGAUUGUGAAGCCAUCCACAUUACUGAAAUUUAGACAAACAUUAAAUGCGAUAUCUUGAUUCCUGCAAUUGAUUUGUCUUGUUUCCCGCUGUGGUAUUCGUCCAAGCCAUUAGUAGAAAACGGUAUCGGUUUUCUUUUGCAACUUAUGUUCGUGUGAGAACUGCUGCGACUGGUUCUCCUUCAAAUAGUGAAGUUAAGUAUAAUGGCAGUUCAAAUUCCAAUAAUUUUGAGGUAAAAAAACUUCACUUUCCUGCCAAACAUGAUUCUUGAGAGACAUGAUUACUAAAUAUACCUGAGACUUACUCGAAAUUAUCUCAUGUGGCAAACAACGCAAGAUUCUGACUGGAUAGAUACAGAAUUCAGUUGCCAGAUGCAAUUCAAUCGAUGCAGAUCUUUUCAGCUUCUUACAACUAAGGAUUCCCUUGUCUGUGAAUGCAGAUUUUGAGGAUCAAUGAGCUGAAGAAAGACAUAUCUUCAUUUGUUGCUUCACACUUUGCAUCUAUGAUCCAUACUCAAAGGUAUAAAGGAACAUAGGGUUUAGAAUGGUCGUUAAGAGAAACAGAUUUUCACUGCCCUGUUUUAGCAUUGAAUUCACUGCCCAAUUAAGGAGCUGAAGAAAGACAUAUAUACACAAAUUACAUUUUACAUAAUUUUACUAGGAAGAAUGGUACUACUUAUGAUAAUUGCGGGAAAUAAUUUGCUUUAUUUUUAUGACACGUUAAUAAAAUAUUUACUAUUGGCUUGCUUGACAUCUAGAAUAGGUUACCAGUGCCAAGUUGAUGGGAGCUACUUAAAGGCAUAGAUUUGGGUUUCUGCAGAUCUUUUUUAUGUGAAUGUUUUCCCAGAAUUAUCAAAUUUAAAUUAAGGAGCACGACACAAAAAUGCUUCAGAAAUCGCAAUCUACCAAGCCUACAAAAGCAGUUUAUAUAACUUAUAAUCUUGAAACUAGAGUGCAU